Propithecus coquereli (Coquerel's sifaka) is the source of this 2541-nucleotide messenger RNA. RefSeq names its product integrator complex subunit 10 (gene INTS10). The record is from RefSeq and is a predicted model, not a curated record. Bases 139 to 2289 code for a protein of 716 amino acids. Gene Ontology annotation, cellular component: integrator complex. Gene Ontology annotation, biological process: snRNA processing. Lineage: Eukaryota; Metazoa; Chordata; Mammalia; Primates; Indriidae. The transcript is spliced from 16 exons.
UCCGCGGACGGCCGGCGCCUCCGCACAUGCGCAGUAGCCCCCGCGGUGGCGGCGGCGGCGGCGGCGGCGGCGGCGGAGGUGUCCCCGGAGCCGGAAGGUCCGGCGGCGGUGGGCUGGCGGCUCCGUGUCUCCCGGGUCAUGUCGGCCCAGGGGGACUGCGAGUUCCUGGUGCAGCGAGCCCGAGAGUUGGUGCCCCAGGACCUGUGGGCAGCCAAGGCUUGGCUGAUCACGGCCCGCAGCCUCUACCCGGCUGACUUUAACAUCCAGUAUGAGAUGUACACGAUCGAGCGCAACGCAGAGCGGACUGCCACCGCCGGGAGACUGCUGUACGACAUGUUUGUGAAUUUCCCAGACCAGCCGGUGGUGUGGAGAGAAAUCAGCAUUAUUACAUCAGCAUUAAGGAACGAUUCACAGGAUAAACAAACCCAAUUUUUAAGAAGUUUAUUUGAAACUCUUCCUGGUCGGGUCCAGUGUGAAAUGUUACUAAAGGUCACGGAACAAUGCUUCAACACAUUGGAACGAUCAGAGAUGCUGCUUCUACUUCUGCGGCGCUUCCCUGAAACAGUGGUACAGCAUGGGGUUGGCCUUGGGGAGGCAUUGUUAGAGGCUGAAACCAUUGAAGAACAAGAAUCUCCUGUUAACUGCUUUAGAAAAUUAUUUGUUUGUGAUGUCCUCCCUCUAAUAAUUAACAACCAUGAUGUUCGAUUGCCUGCCAAUUUAUUAUAUAAGUAUUUGAACAAAGCAGCUGAAUUUUAUAUCAACUAUGUCACUAGAUCUGCUCAGAUAGAAAAUCAGCACCAAGGUGCCCAAGAUACAUCUGAUUUAAUGUCUCCUAGCAAACGUAGCUCUCAGAAGUACAUAAUAGAAGGGCUGACUGAAAAAUCAUCCCAGAUUGUAGACCCUUGGGAGAGGUUGUUCAAGAUUUUGAAUGUUGUUGGAAUGAGAUGUGAAUGGCAGAUGGAUAAAGGAAGACGAAGCUAUGGUGAUAUUUUGCAUAGAAUGAAGGAUCUCUGCAGAUACAUGAAUAACUUUGAUAACGAAGCACAUGCAAAAUAUAAAAACCAAGUGGUUUAUUCCACUAUGUUGGUCUUCUUUAAGAAUGCAUUCCAGUACGUCAACAGCAUACAGCCAUCUCUUUUCCAAGGUCCUAAUGCCCCAAGCCAAGUUCCGCUGGUACUUCUUGAAGAUGUAUCCAAUGUGUAUGGUGAUGUAGAAAUUGAUCGUAAUAAGCACAUACAUAAAAAGAGGAAACUAGCUGAGGGAAGAGAGAAAACCAUGAGUUCAGAUGACGAAGACUGUUCAGCAAAAGGAAGAAAUCGUCACAUUGUAGUCAAUAAAGCAGAACUUGCUAACUCCAUCGAAGUGUUGGAAAGCUUUAAAUUGGCCAGGGAGAGCUGGGAGUUGCUCUAUUCCCUGGAAUUCCUUGACAAAGGUAAGAAUGUGCUUGUCAUAUUGGUGCUGGUUUUUGGGUUUUUUUGUUUUUUUUUUUUGAUGGCAAUGUUUUGUCCCUCCUUGCUAUUAUGUCUUUCCAAGGGUCAGUACAAAAAGGCGAUAGCCAGCCUGCAUCAUUUAGCAGCUCUUCAGGGAUCCCUUUCUCAGCCACAGAUCUCGGGACAGGGGACCUUGGAGCAUCAGAGGGCACUCAUCCAGCUGGCGACGUGCCACUUCGCCCUGGGGGAGUACAGAAUGACAUGUGAAAAAGUCCUUGAUUUGAUGUGCUACAUGGUACUCCCAAUUCAGGAUGGAGGCAAAGCACAGGAAGAACCCUCAAAAGGAAAGCCCAAAUUUAGAAAAGGUUCGGAUCUGAAGCUCCUGCCUUGUACCAGCAAGGCUAUCAUGCCAUACUGCCUGCAUUUAAUGUUAGCCUGUUUUAAGCUUAGAGCUUUCACCGACAACAGAGAUGACAUGGCAUUGGGACACGUCAUAGUAUUGCUUCAACAAGAGUGGCCCCGGGGAGAGAAUCUUUUCUUGAAAGCUGUCAAUAAGAUUUGCCAACAAGGAAAUUUCCAAUAUGAGAAUUUUUUUAAUUAUGUUACAAACAUUGAUAUGCUGGAGGAAUUUGCCUACUUAAGAACUCAGGAAGGUGGGAAAAUUCAUCUGGAGUUACUGCCUAAUCAAGGAAUGCUGAUCAAGCACCACACGGUAACUCGAGGCAUCACCAAAGGCGUGAAGGAGGACUUCCGCCUGGCCAUGGAACGCCAGGUCUCCCGCUGUGGUGAGAAUUUGAUGGUGGUACUGCACAGGUUCUGCAUUAAUGAGAAGAUCUUGCUCCUUCAGACUCUGACCUGACUGGAGACCUUGCCACCAGAGACAGCUCGUAGCUGUAAAAUUUUGGAUGAAGACACACAGCACUGAUACAUGUUGCUGUUACAACUCUUAAAAAGAAGAAGACCAUCUGAGUUCUAACUCCUUGGUUGCUUAAAAGUAGUUCCCAAGAGUCUGAGAAGCUGUUCUAUUUUUAAGAGUCAUUUUUUUUGUAAUUUUUGUAAAACAAAAAGAAUCAACCUGUUUUGUAAAUAAAAAUCAUCCUAAAAUUUGAAA